Messenger RNA from Danaus chrysippus (African queen), 1890 nucleotides. The record is from the annotation of a GenBank genome assembly. NCBI's taxonomy places the organism in Eukaryota, Metazoa, Arthropoda, Insecta, Lepidoptera, Nymphalidae.
AUGAGCGCAAUUGGAAUUGAUUUAGGAACGACUUAUUCUUGCGUCGGUGUGUGGCAACAUGGUAAUGUGGAUAUUAUAGCUAACGAUCAAGGUAAUAGAACAACGCCUUCCUAUGUAGCGUUCACUGACACCGAACGCCUCAUCGGAGACGCUGCCAAAAACCAGGUCGCUCUGAACCCCGUUAAUACAAUCUUCGACGCCAAACGUCUCAUAGGUAGAAAGUUUGACGAUCCUAAGAUCCAGCAAGAUCUCAAACACUGGCCUUUCAAAGUCAUUAACGAGGGUAGUAAACCAAAAAUACAAGUAACGUAUAAAGGCGAGACGAAACGUUUCGCUCCCGAAGAGAUUAGCAGCAUGGUUCUGACGAAAAUGAAAGAGACGGCCGAGGCAUAUCUGGGAAGAACAGUCAAAAAUGCCGUCAUAACAGUCCCAGCUUACUUCAAUGACUCUCAGCGCCAAGCGACUAAAGACGCCGGAGCAAUCGCUGGCCUCAACGUCCUCCGUAUCAUCAACGAACCAACUGCAGCCGCCCUUGCUUAUGGGCUGGACAAAAAUCUGAAAGGGGAAAGAAAUGUUCUGAUUUUUGAUCUAGGCGGCGGUACAUUUGAUGUCUCAAUACUUAACAUAGACGAGGGAUCGCUAUUCGAAGUAAAAGCUACAGCAGGAGACACACAUCUAGGUGGCGAAGACUUUGAUAAUCGUCUAGUAAACUUUUUAGCCGAUGAAUUUAAACGAAAGCACAAAAAGGAUUUGCGUACUAACCCAAAGGCAUUGCGUCGUCUUAGAACAGCUGCGGAGCGCGCUAAAAGGACGUUGUCUUCCAGUACUGAAGCAAAUAUCGAAAUCGAUGCCUUAUUUGAGGGCAUUGACUUUUAUUCAAGAAUUUCCAGAGCGCGCUUUGAAGAACUGAACGCUGAUUUGUUCCGCGUAACUUUGGAUCCAGUAGAAAAAGCGUUGAAGGAUGCAAAGCUUGACAAAAAUUCCAUUAACGACAUCGUUUUGGUUGGGGGCUCUACUCGCAUUCCAAAGAUACAGAGCCUGUUGCAGAAUUUCUUUAACGGCAAAAAGCUCAACUUGUCUAUUAAUCCCGACGAAGCCGUUGCCUACGGAGCCGCGGUUCAAGCUGCUAUAUUGAGCGGGGAGCGUCAUUCCAAAAUUCAAGACGUUUUGUUGGUGGAUGUGACGCCGUUGUCUUUGGGUAUCGAAACAGCCGGUGGGGUUAUGACCAAAAUAGUAGAGCGUAAUGCGAAGAUACCGUGUAAGCAUUCCCAAACCUUCACAACAUAUUCGGAUAAUCAGCCAGCAGUAACAAUUCAAGUUUACGAAGGCGAAAGGGCUAUGACGAAAGACAAUAAUCUCUUAGGAACUUUUGAUCUCACCGGAAUACCUCCGGCGCCACGGAACGUUCCUCAAAUUGAUGUGGCAUUCGAUUUGGACGCCAAUGGUAUAUUAAAUGUUUCUGCCAAAGAAAACAGUACGGGCAAGAGCAAGAACAUAGUCAUCAAAAAUGAUAAAGGACGCUUAUCUCAGGCAGACAUAGAUCGAAUGGUUGCUGAUGCUGAGAAGUACAGAGACGAAGAUGAGAGGCAGAGAGAACGUGUGGCAUCAAGGAAUAAACUGGAAACGUAUAUUUUUGGAAUCAAACAAGCGAUUGACGAAGCGGGGUCUAAACUAAGCGACGCGGAAUGCUCCAAAGCAAGAAGAUUAUGUGACGAUACUCUGCGUUGGCUGGAGAAGAAUUCUUUGGCUGAGAAAGACGAAUACGAGGACAAGAUCAAGGAAGUGUCAGCUGUUUGUGCGCCUAUAAUGAGGAAGAUUCAUGGCGCUGGUUCUAAGAAACCACAGGGCGCCAACAAUAGCGACGGCCCGCUGAUUGAAGAAAUUAGUUAA